Molecule: messenger RNA, 660 nt
Organism: Cyphellophora europaea CBS 101466
Lineage: Eukaryota; Fungi; Ascomycota; Eurotiomycetes; Chaetothyriales; Cyphellophoraceae
Exons: 4
Coding region: 1-660 (219 amino acids)
Molecular function (GO): RNA binding
Source: RefSeq, a predicted model, not a curated record
AUGGCGGAUGACACGGAGCCUCAGUACAAAGAAGAAGAGGAGGUGAAGGGUGAAGGCGCUGGUGAUGAAGAAGACGAGAUAGCCGCUAUGAAGCGCAAAGUCGCCGAGAUGGAGUCCGAGGCGGCCAAGCUGCGCGAGAUGCAGAAAAACCUCGAACCUGCUGCGGAAGGCGGCCUACGCGAAGACCGAGAAGAUGUGGAUGCGCGCAGUAUCUUCGUCGGCAACGUUGACUACGGCGCCACUCCUGAAGAGAUUCAAGCACACUUUGCGACCGGUGCAGGCACCAUCAAUCGGGUCACCAUCCUGCUCGACAAGUUCACCGGUCAUCCCAAGGGGUAUGCAUAUGUGGAAUUCACCGACCCAAGUCUGGUUGCACAGGCUCUCGUGCUCAAUGAGAGUACCUUCCGAGGCCGCGCCCUCAAGGUCGUGCCCAAGCGAACCAACUUGCCUGGCAUGGCACGAGGUGGCCGAGGAGGUCGCGGCGCUCCCCGCGGCGGCGGCGGCGGUGGUGGCCGUGGUGGAGGUUAUGGUCGCGGGGGGUAUGGUGGCGGCGGCAGUGGAUACGGAGGUGGGUUUGGGGGUGGCUCCCAUGCACCAAGAGCUGGCUACCGCGGUGGCUUUAGGGGUGGAAGAGGCGGGCGAGGUUAUGCGCCAUAUUGA